Molecule: messenger RNA, 413 nt
Organism: Xenopus tropicalis (tropical clawed frog)
Lineage: Eukaryota; Metazoa; Chordata; Amphibia; Anura; Pipidae
Product: cleavage stimulation factor subunit 3-like
Exons: 3
Coding region: 102-413 (103 amino acids)
Source: RefSeq, a predicted model, not a curated record
AUGUAGCUAGUAUACUGAAAGUGGGAAAAAGGAGACACACAGCAUUCAAGGAGGGGUAUGAAGGGAAGGAGACGGCACUCCUUGUGGAUAGAUACACAUUUAUGGACCUGUACCCCUGCUCCACAAGUGAACUGAAAGCUUUGGGAUACAAGGAUGUACCGAGAGCCAAACUGGCAGCACUAAUCCCAGACCCUGUGGUAGCUCCAUCCAUAGCCCCUUCGCUGAAGGAUGAUGUUGACCGAAAACCAGAGUAUCCCAAACCUGACACGUCCCAGAUGAUCCCUUUCCAGCCGCGACAUUUAGCUCCACCUGGACUCCAUCCUGUUCCUGGCGGAGUAUUCCCAGUCCCUCCAGCUGCAGUGAUCCUAAUGAAGCUGCUUCCUACCCCUAUUUGCUUCCAGGUUAGUGUGUAA